AUGGCUGUGAGCAGCCUAUCUAUGCCCCACUGCCUGCCUGAGACUGUUCAUGAGGCCUUGUUUCAUCACAUUAACAAGAGGAAUACCUACUUUGACCCACGGCAGGCAUUCACGGUGGAGGAUGUGCUGGUGAAGCCGAAGCGUUACGACAGUAACACAGCAGCCCUGGAGAUCCUGCAGGGUUGCAACCUCUCAGACAGGGUGGUCCUCAUCACCGGGGGCAACUCUGGCAUCGGGUUUUGAGACACAGCCAAGUCGUUUGCCCUCCGUGGGGCCCAUGUGAUCCUGGCCUGUAGAAACGUCUCCAAGGCCAGCAAGGCUGUCAGCCUCAUACAGCUGCUGGAUGACUGGCACAAGGCCAGGGUGGAGGCCAUAAGGUUGGACCUGGCCUCUCUCCGCAGUCCACUCCACAUCCUGAUAUGUAACGCAGCAGUGUGUACCCAGCCCUGGCAUCUGACGGAGGAUGGCCUGCAGAUCUGCCACCAAGGUCACUUCCUGUUGGUGCAGUGUCUACAGGAAGUGCUGCGAUGCUCUGCCCCAGCCCGUGUGGUGGUGGUGUCCUCUGAGUCACACAGGUUUACAGACCUGCUGGACCAGUGUGGUAAGGUGGACUUGGCUGUGCUGUCUCCUCCUCAGAAGGACUACUGGUCCAUGCUGGCCUACAACCGGGCCAAGCUGUGUAACCUCCUGUUCUCUAACGAGCUCCACCGACGCCUCGCGCCCCACGGGGUCACUGCCAACGCAGUGCACCCUGGGAACAUGAUGUACACGGCCAUCCAUCGUACAUCGUUCUUCACCCUGGCUUGCCCAUUCACCAAGUCUAUGCAACAGGGGGCAGCCACCACAGUGUACUGUGCAGUAGCUCCGGAGCUGGAGGGUUUUGGAGGCAUGUACUUCAACAACUGUUUCCGCUGCCUACCCUCCCCCCAGGCCGAAGACCAGGCCACUGCAGCCAGCCUGUGGGAGCUAAGCGAGCGCCUGGUCUCAGAGAGGCCUUCGGGCCUACAGGCCGUCUGAUGGACAUUCCCACUGAUUAUCAACAGCCUCAUCAGGACUAGAUAGGCGAGGAGGACUAGCCAAUCAGGAAUGGAGAGGGAGGGAGUGGAGAUGAAAACCAAUCAAGUUUGUACAUUGAGUGGACUGUAGAAAGCUGCCAAACCUUUGAACUGGACCCGUCACUUCACUAAGGAGUAAAAUACAUGUACAAAUACAUCGUAUCUAAUAGCUACAGGUUGAACUGUGGUAGUUUAACACUAAAGGGAGAGGAGAAGAGAGAUGGUCUGAGUGGCAACACAUCCCCUCUGACCGUCUUUAUGGCAGGGCAGGGAGAGUUCACCAGUUCCAGCCAAAGUGGGCCUGUGUUUUUCACUCCAGUGUGUUGCCACCUGCAUCACACACUGUGUAUCUUCCCUCUGUGUCUCCAGUCUCCUCCUGUAUAUAUCUAUUCUAUGUCUGUCUACAGAGAUAUAGGGAGUGGUGAGUAUCAUUGUGCUAGUUUAGGGGGAUUGAAGGGGGUAGGAGAAAUAAGGAGGUAUAAUGUAAUGCCUAUAUACAGAGAGGUAUGGUUUCGUGGCUAUAUACAGACGCAGUAGUUUUGUUUCAUACGAUGCCCUACUAUAUAUUAUUUACAUUCACAUCAUGGGCUAAAUGGGACUCGCUGUCAUCGCUUCUCCCCUCUACAGUAUCUGUCUACAGUUAAAGACCUCCAACCUACAUAUUAUUACAUAGAAUACUCUACAAAAUGCUAUUUACAAUGAGGAGAUACUGUAUCUUUGUCAUGUUGAGUCAGAAUUGCGUCCGUAGCUACUGGUGAUGCCAGAGGAAGAGGGAAUCCAGGAGUUUUAGUAGUUGAAUCAAACAUGAAGUCUUUUUCUUGGGUGUUUAGUUUUGUUGUCAWUUGUUUCUGUCAAUAAUCUCGUCAUGAAAGACAGAGUGUACAGGGACUGUUGGUUGGUUUAUGGGUGGUUUGGAGACGUUGUGUGGACGUUGUGCUUUGUCGCAGUCCGGUGCCAUGGAGCGACGUUGGUAAGACAUCACCAAUCCUCUGUCAUGGUUUCUGUAAAGGAAGAGAGAGGACUCAUUAAAGACUGUUGUUGUA
Salvelinus sp. IW2-2015 is the source of this 2098-nucleotide messenger RNA. The record is from RefSeq and is a predicted model, not a curated record. Lineage: Eukaryota; Metazoa; Chordata; Actinopteri; Salmoniformes; Salmonidae.